AUGGCUGAAGGUGCAUCAGUUAAUCUAGGAAAUAUUUCGACCAAGUCAUUGCCGAUGGUAAUCAUGCAGCAUGCGAGCUUUUUGUACCGUCAGCGCACCCUUAGAGGUUUGCGCUCCACCAUCAAGACCACCACUGCCUCCACUACCAGCUGGUGCAAGAUUCUUAGCACUAAAAAUAUUCGGAACACCGCAGUCCCGCACACUUUACUUCCUAGUCGAAGCAAAAAGUCGUGUUCGAGAAGUCUACACGCAAACAUGUCAUCACUUCUCAAAGCAAGGAAUGUUGGACACCGAUCUGUUUGGCUUGGCAGUUCUGAUCGAGGGGAGGGAGAAGGGGUAACAAGACGCGAUGAAAAACAACAUCUUGGCCUCAUAAAAUUUUGUAUAAUCUUAAAAAACGUCAAAGAAAGAUAUCUUGAGCAUAAAUUUGCUACUGUCGAUAAAAAUCUUUGA
Messenger RNA from Clunio marinus, 453 nucleotides. The record is from the annotation of a GenBank genome assembly. Lineage: Eukaryota; Metazoa; Arthropoda; Insecta; Diptera; Chironomidae.